AUGGAUAUUAAACGAUCUAGCGAGAUGAUGAUAUGUACUGCAUCAAUAAAUCACCUUUUUCUUAAAAUCAGUUUUUCCCCAAGUACUCUUCCGGAGGACAUCUCCGAAGAGAUCUUAUUAAGGUUACCGGUGAAAUCUCUUCUAAGAUUCAAAUCCGUCGGUAAAUCCUUCUAUUCCCUAAUUCGUAGCCCUAAUUUUGUUAAUAAACAUAAUAAUCGUAAUAUCCAGAAAAACAACAUUACUCUUAUUUACCAUAAUUAUGGUUGUCCGCCUACGUUUACAGCCCAAACCAUAUCGUUAAAAUCAUCACUACUCUUUCCAUCAACUGAAUGUCAUAGUGUUUACUCAUUCAUACACUUGAGAUGGGAAAUUGAUUCUUUCUGUGGUUCUUGUGAUGGAUUAGUAUGCGUAUCUUGUAUUACAAAUGAACUUAAUUAUUACAAUUUUGAGGAACUGAUUGUUAUUUUGAAUCCGUCGACUACGGAGUUUAAGGAAAUACACAUUCCGCAGAAACUGAGUGAGAAUUGGAGCAUAAAGCUGACAAGUUUAUUUUGGUUUGGUUAUGAUUAUAAGAUUGCUGAUUACAAGUUGGUUAGAGUCGUGGACUUUGAUAGAAGUCGUAAACAGAGUUUUGAGGUUGAGGUUUAUACAUUAGGAGCGGGUUUGUGGAGAAAGAUUGAAAAUGUACCUUACAUAUUUGAAAAACAUCAACCUGGGGUGCUUGUCAAUGGUGCACUUCAUUGGUUUGUCGUUUCCAGUAUGAAACAAGUGGAAGUUCUAGUCUCUUUUGAUAUCACUAAUGAGAGGUUUGUGGAGGUGUCACUGCCUGAAGAGCGUUUGACAUAUCCAGAAGAUUUUAAAUGCGAUAAGAAAUUGGGGGAGCUGGGAGGCUGUCUCUGUUUGCUUUUUCAUGUUUUUUGUGUUCGGGUUGAUGUGUGGGUUAUGCAAGAGUAUGGAGUCAGGGAAUCAUGGACUAAAAGCUUCACGAUAAAUGGAGACACUGUUACGAGAUCAUUAUAUUUGAGUCUCGAAUGGAGUUUUUCAAACAAUAAGAUUUUAUUGCACUGUGAUGACAAGUUAAUCUUAUAUGACCCGAAGAAUGGAAGAUAUAGAAAACUUGCAGUUGUUCAGAUUGAUACAUGUACGGAUGCAGUGAAGUAUGUGGCUAGUCAUGUUUCACUUAACUCUGGAAGAUAUUUAAUGCAAAGUUGGAAAGAGAAGAAUCAAUCAAAAGCGUAA
Messenger RNA from Papaver somniferum (opium poppy), 1239 nucleotides. RefSeq names its product F-box/kelch-repeat protein At3g23880-like. The transcript has 3 exons. The record is from RefSeq and is a predicted model, not a curated record. Gene Ontology annotation, molecular function: protein binding. NCBI's taxonomy places the organism in Eukaryota, Viridiplantae, Streptophyta, Magnoliopsida, Ranunculales, Papaveraceae. Bases 1 to 1239 code for a protein of 412 amino acids.